Messenger RNA from Paramisgurnus dabryanus, 1347 nucleotides. RefSeq names its product leptin a (gene lepa). Gene Ontology annotation, cellular component: extracellular region. The record is from RefSeq and is a predicted model, not a curated record. Gene Ontology annotation, molecular function: hormone activity. Gene Ontology annotation, biological process: signal transduction. Lineage: Eukaryota; Metazoa; Chordata; Actinopteri; Cypriniformes; Cobitidae.
AUCAGGACUUGGUCAAUAAGUGGACGUGAACAUCUAUUACUUUUUUUUGGCAUGUUUCCACUGAGACAAACCCCCACAUUAACCUCCCCUUAUUACCAAUCCAAAAUGAAUUGUACCAGAUCUCACCCAAUAUUUGCAGCCCAUGCGUGUGUGUGAUGGGUUUGAGUUGUGUUUGCGGGACAAGCGGGGGUGCUGUCCCCCCUCAUGCUGUUCUGUACUGGGAGAAUCAGGCAGGCAAGGAAGGGCUGAGGUGAUUCAUACGUGAGUCAACAGCUAUCAGCUAUAUAAGCCUGACCACUCAUGGACCCUGGGCAUGACACAGUCUUCACAUCUCAAAGAGUAACUUCAACAUAGAAAGUAUGUAUUUUCCUGCUCUCCUCUACACCUGCACCUUGAGCAUGCUCAGUUUGGGUUACAGUAUUCCCAUCCCUUCGGAUAACUUGAAAAACAUGGUCAAACUGCAGGCAGAGACCAUCAACUCCAGAAUCCGGGAACACAACGAGAAGCUCAAAUUCUCUCCCAAGAUCUUUAUCAGCGAUCCUGAUCUUUACCCUGAGGUUCCUGCAGACAGACCCAUCCAAGGUCUGGGAUCCAUUGUGGACACCCUAACCAUCUUCCAGAAAGUUCUUCACAGCCUUCCUAAGGGACACGUAAGCCAGUUGCACAGCGACGUGUCUACCCUUCAGGGUUAUCUGGAGAACAGGAUGUUUUCUAUGCGAUGCCCAGUCAGAAAGACGGCCAAUGAGAAGUCUUUAGAAGCUUUCUUAAAAGACAAUGCCACCCAUCACAUCACCGUUGGCUUCAUGGCUUUAGAUAGACUACAAAAAUUCAUGCAACAGCUUACUGUCAGCCUGGACCAGUUAAAGACCUGUUAGGUACUGCUCUCGGUUUGCCAUUAUUGUAGCACACUAUUUAUUAUAUUUAUUAAAAGCACUAUAUUUUUUAUACCGAGGUAGCAUUUUGGCACUUUUUAUACGUACAGAUAUAAUAACUAGGCUUUGAACACAAAUGCAAACAUCCCUGCACUGGGAUUGCUAAGUAAACAAACAUGCGCACACAAAGAGCAGCACACUGUUAUUCAAGCACAUGAUGUCAUUCUUUAAGCUCUUGUUUCAUGCAUGCUGACAUCAGCAUAUGCUUGAUGAUGUCACAGUUUACCAGAAGAGCCACGUCAUCAGUCUGCUGGGAAACUCAGUUCAUGGUCAAUGUUUACCAUACUGCUGUAAGACCAGCAGUGACAUGCUUUAUAUUUUCCUAUACAAUAUAAAUGAUGCAUUUCGAAUAUCAUGUAAACAGUUUUGUAUUUUGUGAAUUUAAUAUUUUUGUGAUGUUUUUAAAAAAAAAUUA